Molecule: messenger RNA, 2793 nt
Organism: Penaeus vannamei (Pacific white shrimp)
Lineage: Eukaryota; Metazoa; Arthropoda; Malacostraca; Decapoda; Penaeidae
Source: RefSeq, a predicted model, not a curated record
AUGGAAUCAGUGAAAACCACUCUGCACAACAACCUUGCCACCCCGGUCAAACAAUAUAUAGAGACACCCCAACAACCAACCACGAUCGCUGUGGUUCCAUACACCGUCGACUUCGUCCAUUACCGGGGAAGUGGAUCCAGUAUCAAGGAAUUACCAACGUCUGCCGUCACCAACAACCUUGCCGACUCAAUCAAACAACUCAAUACAACCAACAACCUUGGACGGGAUCAGGAUACCACUCUAGCCACCAACAACCUUGGCCCACCAUCAAACAAACCAACAACAACAACCCUUGGGAGAGGAUCGAGGAAACCACUCUUCCACCACACAAACCUGGUACCUAUCAAGAGCAAAAAACCGCAACAACCAAGACCAACAACCUUGCCACCAUCAACAACCCAACAACCAACAACCUUGGAGGAGCAGGAAACCACUCUGCCACCAACAGCCUUGCCACCAUCAACCACAGGGUUAGAAAUAGCAACUGAAACGCAACCAAAUACUGGGACACCAACCACCACAGAAUCACCAGACACUUUAUCGGCUUUGGAGAAAAGACGAGCAGAGUUGCUUCAGGAAAUCGAAGCCCUGGAAAACCAAAUUGCUGCCACCAACGCCUCCGUCGCUGCUCUCCAGGAAAUGCAAGCGGCCCUGCAGGAGGUCACCGAAGCCAUCGAGGAAGCCACAAGCAACUCCGGAAGGAAGCGACGCUCGCUCACUUACUCCAUCAACCACGCGACGAACGCCGUCACGGUCGACCCCUACUGCGAGGUCAACGAAGCCGAUGCCUUGACGGGCGAUCCGGCAGAAGUGCUUCUCACGAUGGUCGACGAUCUCUCUGCUAAGAUGUCCAAUCUCACGACCGACCAAAUCAGCUGCUUCAGUCAGCUCCUCAGUAAUUUUGCAACAUUCAUAGCGAACGGAACUUUCGUUAUUGACUCCAGCUUGUUAGAUAACAUCACAGCUGCUGUUGAGGAUGCAAGCAGCGUCGCGGGAGACCAAAUCCAGUCUUUGCAAUCACUCGUAAGCACUUUACAAGAACUGAAAGAAAAUAAAACAGAAGAACUUGCGCAAGUGGAAAACCAACUGGCUGCAACGACAGCAUCACAUACCACUGAGAAACCAAUAACCACAACUUCACAUGGAAAAGAACUACCAGCAACCACUAAGCAACCAAUGACCACAACAUCACAAACCACUGAACUAUCGACAACCACAAAGGUACCAACAAACAUGGUGCCACCAACCACUGAGAUACAAACAACCACUCAGGGGCCAACACUUACAGUCCCGACAACAAUCACGGUGCCACAAACCAUGGGAUCACCAAUAACCACAGUGCUAUCAGCCACUGAACAACCAGCAACCACAAUGCCAACAUCCAAUACACAACAAAUGACCACAAAUGAACUGACAACCAUAACACCACCAACUGCUCAGCCACAAACCCCUGAGGGGCCAACAACCACAGUCUCACCAACCACUGGGCCUAAAGUACAACAAACAUCCAUAGAGCCACCAACCAAUGAACCAACAUCCACAGGGCCAACAAUAACCACAGAGCCAUCAGUACCAACUCUGAUACCAAUAACUACAUUGUCGCUAUCAACUAUACUACAGUCAAUAACCACAGAUGAACUUAUAUCCACAGGGCCUCCAACCACUGAGCCCAGACAACCACUGAGGGCCAACCUUGCCACUAUCAACAACUCAACAACCAACAACCUUGGAGGAACAGGAAACCACUCUGAAACUUUACCACCAACAACCUUGGAUCAGGAAACCACUCUGCCACCAACAACCGAACAACCAACAACCUUGAAGGAUCAGCAACCUUGCCACAAUCAACAACUCAACAACCAACAACCUUGGAAGAACAGGAAACUACUCUGCCACCAACAACUUUACCAACAACCGAACAACCAACAACCUUGGAUCAGGAAACCACUCUUCCACCAACAACCUUGGUUAGAAAUAGCAACUGAAACGCAACCAAAUACUGGGACACCAACCACCACAGAAUCACCAGACACUUUAUCGGCUUUGGAGAAAAGACGAGCAGAGUUGCUUCAGGAAAUCGAAGCCCUGGAAAACCAAAUUGCUGCCACCAACGCCUCCGUCGCUGCUCUCCAGGAAAUGCAAGCGGCCCUGCAGGAGGUCACCGAAGCCAUCGAGGAAGCCACAAGCAACUCCGGAAGGAAGCGACGCUCGCUCACUUACUCCAUCAACCACGGCGACGACGCCGUCACGGUCGACCCCUACUGCGAGGUCAACGAAGCCGAUGCCUUGACGGGCGAUCCGGCAGAAGUGCUUCUCACGAUGGUCGACGAUCUCUCUGCUAAGAUGUCCAAUCUCACGACCGACCAAAUCAGCUGCUUCAGUCAGCUCCUCAGUAAUUUUGCAACAUUCAUAGCGAACGGAACUUUCGUUAUUGACUCCAGCUUGUUAGAUAACAUCACAGCUGCUGUUGAGGAUGCAAGCAGCGUCGCGGGAGACCAAAUCCAGUCUUUGCAAUCACUCGUAAGCACUUUACAAGAACUGAAAGAAAAUAAAACAGAAGAACUUGCGCAAGUGGAAAACCAACUGGCUGCAACGACAGAUAUUUGUUAUAAAAUAACCACCAGCUACAACCACAGAGCUACCUACAGCAUCACCAACGUCUACAUCACAACCAACUAUACCUAUAGUGCUGCUACCACAACGCCAACAACAACGCCACUAACCACUGAGUCUUUGACAACCACAGUACCACCUACAACAGCCAGACCAUUAACCAGUGAACAUGCCACCUAA